Coregonus sp. 'balchen' is the source of this 9324-nucleotide messenger RNA. The record is from the annotation of a GenBank genome assembly. NCBI's taxonomy places the organism in Eukaryota, Metazoa, Chordata, Actinopteri, Salmoniformes, Salmonidae.
GGCCAGUUUUCUGCUGCGUCACGUGUUAUUUCGGAUGGGCUGUGGAAUCAAAUCCGGGUUGAAACGAAGUGACUUGAGAAAAAAUGGCCGAGAAGAAGAAAGGUGAGAAACAAGCUAGCAACAAAUAUUUGAAAUAUAAUAAAUAAUUUAAAUAGAUUGAUCUAGGUAACUAUCCACAAAAUUGAGUCUUUAAUCUGAUUGAAAAUAUAAAAAUACUGUCACGCAAACUGCGUGCGUUUGCCUUUCUUUACGUUAAUGCACUUGAACACUGUCCUUCAGAAAGUUAACUAGCAUGUGCAAAAUGUUAUGCUAGCUAACAAUCGCAGUUAGUUAGCUAGAUAGCAAGAGCUCAGUGUGAAAUGCGCAUCAGCGUGCCUUGUUUGCAAGUCACAACGCCUGCUAUUUUGAAAAAUGCUGACUAAAUCCAUGUUGUUCGCAGCUAUAAAUGUAGUUAGCUAGCUUCCAGUGCCCCUGGUUGUGUUGGUUGGUAGUUAGCUAAUUUUAGUAGUUCAGUAGCUGGUUAGCCUAACUACACAACAUUUACUACGACACACACAUUGGGUCAGCAAUAACUUAGUUAUAUAAUACUUGGCAUUACACCUUCCUUAGCUGAUAUGACACUUGACUGGUGUGUCGUAUAGGGGAUAGUGAAGGCCAUGUUAUGGGACCCUGCCUACUUAUUUUGUCCAAUCUUGUAGAAUUACUAACCACUUAGUUUUCUUCUUCGAUGAGGUUUAACGGCGGUUGGCAUCGAUAAAGGGUGCAUUACUGCCACCUACUAGACUGGAGUAUAACUCCCUUGUAAAAAAUCAAAUAAAUAAAUACAUCAACAAAUACCCUACCAUCUAACUUUACACUCACUAAAAACCCACCACCCUACUCCACUAUUCAAAUAUAGUCCUACCUCAGGCCAACAUCCUGAAAGGACGGGACACCACCACACCCUGUAACUCUUCUGACGUCAAGUCUCGUACACCCAAAUACCUCUCUACAGCUGCCACCACAACCUACAUUUUCUGCGACUUACAUUCCAUCCCUGUAGUACAGUUGAUAACCAUUGCUAUAAACGCUAAAAAUCCAAUCUUACUGAAGCAUAUAUUACUUGUUGGCGUAUCCCUCUGUACUGGUACAGAUCUACUACUCACACCACUCCUCUCAGGAUCCCUCCCCCUUGACCUAUCUUCCUCUACUUUCUUCACAACUCUAACCCUGGAAACCUCAACCUGCCUCUCUCGCACUGGACAUUUCUGAUCCCCAGCCCCAUGGGACCCCUACAAUUAACACAUACCACUACUUUCCCAGCUACACAUUCCUUUGUCUCAUGCCCUUCUGUACACUUCUCACACCUAACCUCCCUCCUACACACUGCUGCCACAUGCCCAUAAGCUUGACACCUGUAACAACGUAAUGUAUUCGGCACAAAAACUCGUACGGGAUAACUUAUAUAUCCUAACAUCACUUCGUCGGGCAAGAGCUCAACAUCAAAACUUAAAAGGACAAUGUCUCUUCUGUUUCACCACACACGCCAUCCUGUCUGCGUCGCACCAAACGAAGAGCAUCACAAACACAGGGAAUCUUCCCCUUCAGUUGGUUAACUUUCACAUUUACCGCUACCCUAGUAAUCACUCCUUUCAAUGGCGCCCUUUUCUUGAGAGCAAAACAAUUCACAUCUUGUCCCCAUUCGUUUAACGCGGAGCGCCUGCUCACUCUGACCAACAGAAACACUUAUCACCAGACCACUUCUGGUUAUCUUCACCGAUUCCACAGCACCCAACUCUGGGGGCAAGGGCGCCGGAGAAGAUGGCUGCCGUUUUACAGCCCUCUAACCAAUUGUACUAGUAUGUGUGUUUUUCUGCGUUAUUUGUAAUUUAUUUGGUACAUAAUGUUUCUGCCAUCGUCUCUUAUAACCAAAAAGAGCUUCUGGAUAUCAGGACAGCGAUUACUCACCUCGUAUUGGACGAAUACUUUUUCUUCAACGAGGCGGCCGCGAAGGAUAUCCUACAGACACCCGACAAGGCCCAAAUCCCCGUCAUUCGCAUGAGGAAGAGACAGAGAUAUUGUGGACGUAGGUCGGGGUGCCUUGUAAGGAUCCAACGGCGAGCGAGUAAACUGCCGCUCCCAUCAAUCCUAUUAGACAAUCUUCAAUCAUUGGAAAAUAAAUUGGAUGACAUAAGAUUACGGUUAUCCUACCAACGGGACAUUAAAAACUGUAAUAUCUUAUGUUUCACCGAGUCGUGGCUGAACGACAACAUGGAUAACAUACAGCUAGCGGGCUAUACGCUACAUCGGCAGGAUAGAAUGGCUGACUCCGGUAAGACAAGGGGUGGCGGUCUGUGUAUAUUUGUAAACAACAGCUGGUGCACAAAAUCAAAUACUAAGGAAGUCUCAAGGUUUUGCUCGCCUGAGGUAAGUAUCUUAUGAUAAGCUGUAGACCACACUAUUUACCAAGAGAGUUUUCAUCUAUAUUUUUCAUAGCUGUCUAUUUACCACCACAAACCAAUGCUGGCAUUAAGAUUGCACUGAAUGAGCUGUAUAAGGCCAUAAGUCAACAGGAAAACGCUCAUCCAGAGGCAGCGCUCCUAGUGGCCGGGGACUUUAAUGCAGGGAAACUUAAAUCCGUUCUACCUAAUUUCUACCAGCAUGAUAAAUGUGCAAGCAGAGGAAAAAAAACUCUAGACCACCUUUACUCCACACACAGAGACGCAUACAAAGCUCUCCCUCGCCCUCCAUUUGGCAAAUCUGACCAUAACUCUAUCCUCCUGAUUCCUGCUUAUAAGCAAAAACUAAAGCAGGAAACACCAGUGACUCUGUUAAUAAAAAAGUGGUCAGAUGACGCAGAUGCUAAGCUACAGGACUGUUUUGCUAGCACAGACUGGAACAUGUUCCGGGAUUCUUCAGAUAGCAUUGAGAAGUACACCACAUCAGUCACUGGCUUCAUCAAUAAGUGCAUCGAUGAUGUCGUCCCCACAGUGACCGUACGUACAUACCCCAACCAGAAGCCAUGGAUUACAGGAAACAUCCGCACUGAGCUAAAGGGUAGAGCUGCCGCUUUCAAGGAGCGGGACUCUAACCCGGACGCUUAUAAGAAAUCCCGCUAUGCCCUCUGACGAACCAUCAAACAGGCAAAGAGUCAAUACAGGACUAAGAUUGAAUCGUACUACACCGGCUCUGACGCUCGUCGGAUGUGGCAGGGCUUGAAAACUAUUACAGACUACAAAGGGAAGCACAGCCGCGAGCUUCCCAGUGACACAAGCCUACCAGACGAGCUAAACCACUUCUAUGCUCGCUUCGAGGCAAGCAACACUGAAGCAUGCAUGAGAGCACCAGCUGUUCCAGAUGACUAUGUGAUCACGCUCUCCGUAGCCGAUAUGAGUAAGACUUUUAAGCAGGUCAACAUUCACAAGGCAGGGCCAGACGGAUUACCAGGACGUGUACUCCGAGCAUGUGCUGACCAACUGGCAAGUGUCUUCACUGAUAUUUUCAACAUGUCCCUGACUGAGUCUGUAAUACCAACAUGUUUCAAGCAGACCACCAUAGUCCCCGUGCCCAAGGACACUAAGAUAACCUGCCUAAAUGACUACCGACCCGUAGCACUGACGUCUGUAGCCAUGAAGUGCUUUGAAAGGCUGGUCAUGGCUCACAUCAACACCAUUAUCCCAGAAACCCUAGACCCACUCCAAUUUGCAUACCGCUCCAACAGAUCCACAGAUGAUGCAAUCUCUAUUGCACUCCACACUGCCCUUUCCCACCUGGACAAGAGGAGCUCCUACGUGAGAAUGCUAUUCAUUGACUACAGCUCAGCAUUCAACACCAUAGUGCCCUCAAAGCUCAUCACUAAGCUAAGGAUCCUGGGACUAAACACCUCACUCUGCAACUGGAUCCUGGACUUCCUGACGGGCCGCCCCCAGGUGGUAAGGGUAGGUAACAACACAUCUGCCACACUGAUCCUCAACACGGGGGCCCCUCAGGGGUGCGUGCUCAGUCCCCUCUUGUACUCCCUGUUCACCCAUGACUGCAUGGCCAGGCACGACUCCAACACCAUCAUUAAGUUUGCCGACGACACAACAGUGGUAGGCCUGAUCACCCACAACGAUGAGACAGCCUAUAGGGAGGAGGUCAGAGACCUGGCCGUGUGGUGCCACGAUAACAACCUCUCCCUCAACGUGACCAAGACAAAGGAGAUGAUUGUGGACUACAGGAAAAAAAAGAGGACUGAGCACGCCCCCAUUCUCAUCGACAGGGCUGUAGUGGAACAGGUUGAGAGCUUCAAGUUCCUUGGUGUCCACAUCACCAACGAACUAUCAUGGUCCAAACACACCAAGACAGUCGUGAAGAGGGCACGACAAAGCCUAUUCCCCCUCAGGAGACUGAAAAGAUUCGGCAUGGGUCCUCAGAUCCUCAAAAAAUUCUACAGCUGCACCAUCGAGAGCAUCCUGACUGGUUGCAUCACCGCCUGGUAUGGCAACUGCUUGGCCUCCGACCGCAAGGAACUACAGAGGGUAGUGCGUACGGCCCAGUAUAUCACUGGGGCCAAGCUUCCUGCCAUCCAGGACCUCUAUACCAGGCGGUGUCAGAGGAAGGCCCUCAAAAUUGUCAAAGACUCCAGCCACCCUAGUCAUAGACUGUUCUCUCUGCUACCGCACGGCAAGCGGUACCGGAGUGCCAAGUCUAGGUCCAAAAGACUUCUCAACAGCUUCUACCCCCAUUCCAUAAGACUCCUGAACAGCUAAUCAUGGCUACCCGGACUAUUUGCACUGCCCCCCCACCCCAUCUUUUUACGCUGCUGCUACUCUGUUAAUGAUUUAUGCAUAGUCACUUUAACUCUACCCACAUGUACAUAUUACUUCAACUACCUCUACUAGCCGGUGCCCCCGCACAUUGACUCUGCACCGGUACCCCCCUGUAUAUAUAGCCUCCCUACUGUUAUUUUAUUUAACUUCUGCUUUUUUUUUCUGAACACUUUUUUGUUGUUUUAUUUUACUUUUUUAUGAAAAAUAAAUGCACUGUUGGUUAAGGGCUGUAAGUAAGCAUUUCACUGUAAUGUCUGCACCUGUUGUAUUCGGCGCAUGUGGCCAAUACAAUUUGAUUUGAUUUGAUUUUUCACCCACCCUGAAACCACAAAUGGAUCAGCCAAAAGGCAAGGGUCCACUUUUUCCAAACAUUUCACUCCUACCAGACUCAUCUUUAUCCUGACCCUCGGUGCAAGCCUCUGGCUCCGAGAACUUCACCACACCUACCCCCUCCGAUACUUCGCCCUCACUCACUUCCAUUUCUCCUCCUGUCUUCGAUCCGGUGUUCAGCUCACUCUGCUUACACUUUCUACCAUUCUUCUUUAACAAACAAUCUCCCUUUUCCCUUCUAUUUUUAACUGAUUCAAGCUCACCCUCUUCCCCCCUCUCCCUCUUAGACCUCUUGCCUCUCUUUUCCCCUCCAUUCCUCCUCUGUAUUCCAAGUAUACGUCUCCUUAUGAUAAUACUGCACUUCUCCUGACAUACAUCUUGUUCUUGCCCUCUCAAGGGACGCCAUUUUCCUUACGGUCUAUCACUAACCACGUUUCCAUCCACAUUUUUUAUGCCAGUAAAGUCAUACCAUAUUUAAAAAAUCACGACAGCCGUGAUGGAAACAGGAAGUUUCGUUACAAUUGUAUAAAUGCCGACAGAUAAUUUGUUUGUUCGACAUGGUGGGAUCUUUUUUUGCGAGAAAUUGCGGUGGAAACUCCUUUAUGCGCAAAUAGUGAUAUAAUAGCCAUCAUAUUGAAGUAAUCUUGGAGUGUGUGUGGUCCUCCCACUACGACUCGGGAAACCAUGCAGUUUAUUAGGCUACAGAUGAAAUAAUUUAUGAACUUCAGAGGGUGGUGAAAGUACCUGGUGAUUAUGAUGCUCCUUUGCAAUAAAUAUCGAGGGUCUUAUUCUGGUGACAUGAUGGUCGACGCUUGACUGCUGUUUGACAAAUAAAAAUAUUCUUGCUGUCAUCCAUAAUAAUCUCAUCAUGUAGACUAGCCUACCCAAGCACAGCCUACCCGCAUAGCCACAUGAAGUAGGGGUGCUGUGUGUGUAUAUGAAUAUAAGUAGUGCACUGGGCCUUUACUAGUCCUGUAUUAGCGACCGAUAUCGCCGUUUGUAGAGCGGGCAAUACAUUUAUUUUUUAUUUUUGUAAAAUGGCAGCCAAGCAUCGAUUAUCCUUUGGCCUCUGCAUGUCUCCGAAGGCUCCGCAAUUGCGUCACACCCUCCAUACGGAGCCUCCGUCCACAUUUUUGGAUCAAGCAUAAAUUGGCUUAGGGUAGGGAUGUCCCAAGGAUCCCGGAUAGCACUGACCUUAAAACAAACAGGGCCAAUUCCAUAAAACGGAACAAAAGUGUUUCACUAUCUAUGGUAUGCAUCAAAAAGGAUUUGGUGUCUGCCAGGUCAGUUUGUUUGUUCUUGAGACCAAAUCUCUUGACUACUGAGCUGAUCACAAGGCUGUCUGACUGAAAGUGAAACUGAUGGCCAUCUGGUCUCUCUGGGCUGGUCUAUUUUAGGCCUCUAUUUUGAAGUGUCCAGAGGCCUGGAUUUGUAAAGGUCAGUGUAGUCUACUUUCUGGCAUCAGACGCAGCAUAAGACACACAGUAUUUCCACUGUUGGAGGUGAAGAAGAGUCCAUCCAACAUGCAUUUCACAGUGUCCUGCAAGGUCAUGUGAGCCAUGGACAAUCAAGCAUAUGACUUUGAAAUCAAUGAAAUAAUUGGCUAUAUCAAAUUACAACUAGAUAGUUACAUGGUGGUGGGUCUGACACAUUUUUUAUUGUGAUUUGUUCUUCUAGAUAAGAGUGAGGAGGUGGUAGAGUAUCUUCUAGAUAAGAGUGAAGAGGUGGUAGACUAUGCCAAGAAACAGAGAUGGUGGAACAAAAUAUUUGGCAAGAACUCUGGGCCAGUAGCAGAGAAGUAUGAUGUUGCCACGCAGCUUGCCAUUGGUGGAGUGUCUGGCUGGUGAGUCAAUCAGUCCUGAUUGUGUAAUAUGAGUAAAUAAACGGAAAAGCCAUGUGAAUCUGCUGCGGUGUUCUACAAUUUAACCAGUUAUAUGACUUGGCAGGUCUCUGUUUGACAGCUGUUUUUCCUCUUAGGUGUGCUGGGUAUUUGUUCCAGAAAGUUGGGAAGCUGGCGGCUUCAGCAGUGGGUGGAGGCUUCUUUUUGCUUCAGGUAGGGCGUGACUUCUAAUGCUCUGCAUCAGUUUAUUUUGUUUUGUGUUUGAAAAUCCAUAGUUCUAAACAACACCUGGCCAACUUAUUUACCUACAUUUAACACAUAUUUGACACUCAUGUUUCACAUUAGGACACAUGGAAGUGUGUUAUGGCACAACCCCAGACACAUUGCCAUUAUUGGCGGGUGUGAUUCAUUUCCUUCUAGAUUGCCAAUCACACAGGAUACAUCAAAGUGGACUGGAAGAGAGUGGAGCGGGAUGUAAACAAGGCCAAGAAGCAGCUGAAGUUGAAUACAGAAAAGCCCAGUAAGGAAGUCAGGACAAAAGUGGAUGAGGUAAGGGGUCAUCAUGGUCUACUAUAAAAUGGUGGAUGUUUCCUAUCUGAUUCAUGUCUUAUGAUCUUUUUGGUGUUGUGAUUCUAUCGUUUCAAAUAUGAUGUUGAAGCUAUCCACACCUUUUUACUCCAGAGUAUAAAAGAGAACAAUGUCAAAGAUAUGGAAGCCCGUUCCUAUGUAUCGAAUGGUAGCGGGAUGAACAGGCUGUGGCUCGGGUGGUUGAUAUCCUUGAUUAUCUUUUUGGCCUUCCUGUGACAUCUGGUGCUGUAGGUGUCCUGGAGGGCAGACAGUGUGCCCCCGGUGAUGCGUUGGGCAGACCGCACCACCCUCUGGAGAGCCCUGCGGUUGCGGACAGUGCAGUUGCCGUACCAGGCGGCGAUACAGCCCGACAGAAUGCUCCCAAUUGUGCAUCUGUAAAAGUUUGUGAGGGUCUUAGGGGCCAAGCCAAAUUUAUUCAGCCUCCUGAGGUUGACGAGGCGCUGUUGUGCCUUCUUCACCACACUGUCUGUGUGGGUGGACCAUUUCAGAUUGUCUUUAAACGCUAAGGAACUUCUCCACUUCGGUCCCGUCGAUGUGGAUAGGGGCGUGCUCCCUCCUGUUUCCUGAAGUCCACGAUCAGCUCCUUUGUUUUGUUGACGUUGAGUGAGAGGUUAUUUUCCUGGCACCACUCUGCCAGGGCCCUCACCUCCUCCCUGUAGGCUGUCUUGUCAUUGUUGGUAAUCAAGCCUACUACUGUUGUGUCGUCUGCAAAUUUGAUGAUUGAGUUGGAGGCGUGCUUGGCCACGCAGUCAUGGGUGAACAGGGAGUACAGGAGGGGGCUGAGCACGCACCCUUGUGGGGCCCCAGUGUUGAGGAUCAGCGAAGUGGAGAUGUUGUUUCCUACCUUCACCACCUGGGGGCGGCCCGUCAGGAAGUCCAGGACCCAGUUGCACAGAGCGGGGUUCAGACCCAGGGCCGCGAGCUUAAUGAUGAGUUUGGAGCGUACUAUGGUGUUGAAUGCUGAGCUAUAGUCUUGAUACCAUUUGAAAGGAAACACUUUGAUGUUUUUGGAAAUGUGAAAUUAAUGUAGGAGAAUAUAACACAUUAGAUCUGGUAAAAUAUAUAAUACAAACAAAAAAACAUGCGUUUUCUUUUUUUUUUUGUUCCAUCAUGUUUUAUGAAAAAAUGUAUGCCCUCACUAACUGUAAGUCGCUCUGGAUAAGAGCGUCUGCUAAAUGACUAAAAUGUAAAUGUGUAUAAUGGCACAAUCAUAACUUUAAUAAUGUUUUUUUUUUCCGGGCUUGGCCUCAUAAGCUCAUAAAGAACGGGCUUCCAUACUAUGAACAAUGCUUAUCAAUACUCUGCACAACUUAACCAUGCAUUGGUGUUUUUUUAUAUAUUUUUUUCAGGUGCAGACAUUUGUGAAGAAGAAUAUUGUCCUCACAGGAGGUUUUGCUGGGGGAUUUCUGCUGGGCUUGGCCUCCUAAGUCUACUAAUUGAAUCUGUCUUUAUUUAAUAUUGUGUCAAAUACAAGGCUGAAAAAAGCUUAAACCUAAGCAGCUAUCUAGAUAUGCAAGUAGACUACAUAUCAAUUAUAUCAUAUGUCAAACUGUAACUCAUAGCCUUGAUGUGUGUUUUUGGGCUUAUGGGCAUGUGUCCAUUUGAAAACAGCCAUUUAAAAUACUAUGUUUGUAGUUGAGGCUUAUGCAUGACCUGUGCACAUUUGGUAGGAGCAUUGUCUUACUAGUUAAUUUAUUAUGACAUUUUCCUAUGCAUUAUUUUGGUAUGGGACAGUACUUAUUUGAGAGAUGGUUUGAAAUCCACCAAAAUAGGUUU